AUGCAAGAGAGUAUAAAAACUGAAAAAGAACCAAAAGACUAUCAAGAAAAAACAAAUAAACGAAGUGCAGAAGAAGAAUUAAAAAAAAAUUUAAAAAAACGAAGAACUAGUCGUGCAACUAAAAGAAGAAGAUCUAGAAGGAAAAAACCAUUAGUUGAAGAAGAAGACAAAGAAGGUUCAAUGAGCCGUAUCUUUGUAGCAGCAAAAAAUGGUCUUAAUUGUUUGAAUCAUUCUACAAAAUGGGCACAUAUUAGAAAUACUUCUCAAACAGCUGUUGGAAGGAAAGUAAUAAAGUCAUAUAGUAGUCCUAAAGAUAUUAAUGUAUCGUUAAAAAAAGAAAAAAGAUCAGCUAAAGAACAUGAUUUUGAUCAUAAAUUAUUAAAAAAAACAGAUUAUCGAAAAAAAAACCACCUAGAGUCAAAUUUUGUACUUUAUAAUAAUGAAUAUAUUCGGAAGAGUAUGUCUUUCCCAUCUAAAGAAGAAUUAAAUAAAUUUGGAAUAUCUUGUGACAUUUUUAGUGAUCCAGAAAUGUUUUUGAAUAAAGUUAUGAAUGUUAAAGCAAAGUUAGUGAUUACACCAAGUAAUUUACAAGCAAAUUCUAAUUAUUUUUACUUCGCACUUUGUAAAGCAAGAAUAGGUGAAAAAAUUUAUGUAGGUAAAGGGCAUGGUGAGACUAAUACAGAAGCAUGUCAAAAUGCGUAUCUUUAUCUUAUUUCAGAAAUUUAUAAGAAGGAUUUAUUAUUUGAUAUAAUUGAAGAAUAUCAAAUUGGAAAUUAUGACAGUCAUCUAAUUAGUCAAGAAUCUAGCUCUAAGUUGGAUGUUUUAAAUUAUGCAUGUCGUUGGUUAGCUUUGCCAAAGUUUGAUACAUCUACUUCAUACACAAAAAUUAAAAAAAAAAAACUUUAUACAGUGAAAAUAUAUACAGAUGAACCUAACUUAAUUGGUAUAGGAAAGUCAUAUGAAUAUAAAGUUGCAGAAAUUCUUGCAUGUAUUAACUUCAAAAAAAUGGCAGAAGAACAUCAUUCAAAAAAUAGCAAAGGCCUUCUUUUAGUUAAAGACUGGAGAAAUUUAAAUACAUCUAAUGCUAAACAAUUUAUCGAUUUUUUUGGAUUUAAGAAAAAAACAGGAAAAAUUGAAUGUGUUUUCAAAAUAAAAAAUUCAUUUUGGAUUGCUUCAAUGAAAUCAGGUGAAAAAAUUAUAGCGAUAUCUCCACAAAUGUAUAAUAAAAAAGAUGCAGAAAACGCAUGCUUUCUUGUUUACGCACUUGAUAUUUGUAAAAAAAUGCCUUAUUUGUUUACAGAAUUUAUUGAAGAACUUAAAAAGGGAAAUGGAGAAUUUUUACGACCAUUAGCGCCUAUUUCUGCUAAUAUAUCUGAAAAAUCCUUAAGAAUUAUGGAUGAAACUAUUAGCCAGAUAAAAAAAAUUCAAAAAUCCGAAGUCUCGAAAGACAUAUAUUUUCAAAAAAAAGAUAACUUUAAUUAUUUACCUUUCAAACCAUCUCCAGAAUUUCUAAGUCAACGUUCUGAAAUUUUAUUGAAAAAUUUAGAAAAUUUUAAAAAAAAUGAAUCAUUAAAAGAUUUAUUUAAAAAAAGACAAGAACUUCCUAUCUAUCAGUAUAAAGAUGAGUUGUUAACACUUAUAAAAGAAAAUCCUGUUUGUAUAGUAAUAGGUGCUACAGGAAGUGGCAAAACUACUCAACUUCCUCAAUUUAUUUUCGAAGACGCAAUUCUCAAUAAUAGUGGCGCCAGAUGCAAUAUAUUAUGUACUCAGCCCCGCAGAAUAGCUGCAAUUUCUGUUGCCCAACGUGUAUGUUUUGAAAGAAAUGAAAAAUUACGAGAAUCUGUUGGAUACCAAGUAAGAUUUGACAGCAAACCUGCAAAACCUAUUGGUAGUAUAAAUUAUUGUACCACAGGUAUCCUUUUAAAACAACUUCAGGAUUCAUCAUCUUCAAUACUUGAAGGAAUAAGUCAUAUUAUUGUAGAUGAAGUCCAUGAAAGAAAUAUUCAAAUAGAUUUUUUACUUGUUAUUUUAAAACGAAUUAUCAAAGAAAGAAAAUCUCUUGGACUUCCACCAAUCAAAAUUGUUUUAAUGAGCGCAACAAUAAAUCCAACACUAUUUUGUAAAUAUUUUGGAGACGAAUUCCCAAAUGGUCAAGCACCUUCGAUAACUAUACCUGGUCGCAGCUUUCCAGUAUCUUCAUAUUUUUUAGAAGAAAUAUAUGAGAAUUUAAAAAAUACAUUUUCAAGAAAAGAGGCACCAAUACUUUUUGAUAAAGACACGAAUUUAUAUAUUGAAAAUGAAAAAGCAUUUUCUUCUGAUUCUUAUAAAGAAAAAGAGAAGACUAUAAAAGAUGAACAUAAUAGUGAUUAUAAUUCUUCUAUAGAUUGGUCUUCAAAGAAUUAUUCAAGUCAGAAUCAUGGAUUAUUAUCUAUAAACGAAAAAGAAAUUAAUAUUUCAGAUGGUCUUAUUGCUACUACAAUUUCUUAUAUUAUAAAAACAUCUAAUGAUGGAUCUAUUCUAGUAUUUCUUCCAGGAUAUUCUGAAAUAAGCUCUCUAAACAAAGUUUUAAUAUCAGGAAAAGCAGGUGUUGAUUUUACAGAUAAAUCUAAAUAUCGUAUUUACAUGCUUCAUUCAGCAAUUCCAUAUAUGCAAAAUGAUGUUUUUGAAAAAUUAGAACCUGGAAUAAGAAAAAUAAUUCUUGCCACUAAUAUUGCAGAAACAUCUAUUACUAUUCCCGACGUUGUAUACGUAGUUGAUACAUGCAAGCAUCGAGAAAAAAUAUAUGACCAAACUAAACGUAUUACUAGUCUUCUUUCUACAUGGAUUAGUCAAUCCAAUUCAAAACAAAGAGCAGGAAGAGCAGGAAGAGUAAGAAAUGGGUACUAUUAUGCUUUAAUAUCUAAAAAUCGGCACUCUGCUUUAGCAGCCGCAUCAUUACCUGAGAUUCUUAGAUCAGACUUGCAAGAAAUCUGUUUGCAAAUAAAAGCAAUAGGAGUGAAAGAUUCAAUAUCGAAAAUUUUAUCUGAAACAAUUGAAGUUCCUUCAAAAGAAGCUGUAGAAUAUGGCCUUAAAAGACUUCAUUCUUUAAAUGCUUUGGAUGAGAAUGAAAAUUUAACACCCUUAGGUAAUGUUUUGGCUACUUUACCUGUCGAGCCAUCUCUCGGAAAAAUGUGCUUAAUGGGUGCAAUUUUUAAAUGUUUAGAUCCUAUUCUUAUUCUUGCUGCUAGUACAACUGUAAGAAAUGUUUUCUUGCAACCUAUUGAACUUCAAAAAGAAUCUCGUGAGGCUCGUAUUAGGUUAAGUAUGGAUUAUAAAAGUGACCAUAUAACUAUUAUUAAUUGUUUUCGAAAAUGGCGUUUAAUCCGUAAUACAGAAGGUAACGCAUCAGCAUCAAUUUUUAUUGAAAGGAAUUUUUUACAUAGAAAUACUCUUCAAACUAUUGAAAAUAUAGCUGAACAAAUCUUACAAAUUUUAAUUGAUUAUAAAAUUGUUCCUAAUAUCAAAAAUGAAAAAUUAUCUCAUGAACUGGGCGAUGAAGAAUCAAAUAAAUAUUCAGAUUGUAUUCCUCUUAUAAAAUCAUUAAUAUGUGCAGGGUUUUAUCCAAAUAUAGCUGCUAUAACAAAUAAGCGAUUACUUAGAACUUCUAACGAUAGUUUAGUUAUGUUGCAUCCAACAACUAUUAACUUUCCAAGAAGUAGCAAUAGAAAUCUUUAUGGGCCUCCUAUAUCAGAAGAUAUCUUUCCUCCAGGUACCCUUUAUGUCUUUAGCUCCAAAUCAAAAACAGAUUUUUCGAAUACUUUAACAUUGAAGGAUACUACUCUUUUAAAUCCUUUGUCAGCAUUGUUGUUUGGAGGAAAACUGUCAUGUAAUCACAAUAUAAUUAAAGUAGAUGAUUGGCUACCAUUUUAUAUUGGAAGUACUCAAAGCUCUAUUAUUCAGGAAUUUAAUGAAUGCAUUAACAAAGUUUUAGUACAAAUUUUUAACAAACUUUGCACACAAUCUUAUCACAACCAAACUGCAUAUAGUAUUUUGAACGAAAAUCCAAUUCGUGAUAUCUUAGUCAAAGGUUUAGCAGAUGCAUUGUACUAUGAUGUAUGA
Messenger RNA from Pneumocystis jirovecii RU7, 4098 nucleotides. RefSeq lists its product as uncharacterized. Lineage: Eukaryota; Fungi; Ascomycota; Pneumocystomycetes; Pneumocystales; Pneumocystaceae. The coding region runs from base 1 to 4098 and encodes 1365 amino acids. Gene Ontology annotation, molecular function: RNA binding; ATP binding. The record is from RefSeq and is a predicted model, not a curated record. The transcript has 6 exons. Gene Ontology annotation, cellular component: intracellular anatomical structure; nucleus.